This is a messenger RNA of Xenopus tropicalis (tropical clawed frog), 5999 nucleotides long. It is a transcript of the gene nfatc1, whose product is annotated as nuclear factor of activated T cells 1. The transcript has 10 exons. NCBI's taxonomy places the organism in Eukaryota, Metazoa, Chordata, Amphibia, Anura, Pipidae. Gene Ontology annotation, molecular function: DNA binding; DNA-binding transcription factor activity. The record is from RefSeq and is a predicted model, not a curated record. Gene Ontology annotation, biological process: regulation of DNA-templated transcription. The coding region runs from base 821 to 3622 and encodes 933 amino acids. Gene Ontology annotation, cellular component: nucleus; cytoplasm.
GGGGGAACUGCGCAAUCUGAUCCUCAUUCGCACUGCGGGGCACAGGGACCUUUUGACACCCUGAUAACCUCUUUAUGAGCUGUGUGAGAAUUCCGCGGAGACAGGGCAGCCUUGAGGGGGAAGAGAUUAGGCCCUGGGGCUGGAGUGAGAGGGAAUUAGCCUGAUCCUCCAGGGGAGCUAACAGUGUGUUUAUACGGACCCGGAAACAAGCGCACACACAAGCAUGGAGACUGCCAGUCCGGGCUUAUUCCCUCCACCAGAACCUGACUGCUGUAUCAGUCACAAGCAACGGGCUCAGGAUGUGCCCAUCCCAUACCAGUCUGCCAUCCCACAGAGAGCACAGGGGAGGGCUUUGCAUCAUCACCGAAAGAGAUGAAGCCAUUCUUGCCUUCAAAUAUGAGGGACACGAGGAUGCCAUAGAGGUGCCCAUAUGCAGCUGAACCAACACAUUAUACAGCUAGGCGGUAAAGUCCUGGGCCCCAGGCUGCCGGCACAGGUCGCUGUUAGAGGCAGAGUAGCGCCGGAGAGAGUGGCAGACACCCGAUAGGUGAGGAGAAGGGGGAGGGUGGAGCGGCUGCUGGCACUGCCAGUCACAGCAGCGGAGACACAACGAGACCUCCAGUGGGGCAGCUUUGAAGUUGACUUUAUUUAAACAGAGGAGGAAGCCUCAGUAGUGACAGGGCAGGGGGAGGGGCCGGAGCUUCAGCGGCGGCAGCAGCAGCAGCAGCAACAGGUCCCUGAGAUGAGGCGGAGCUGCGGGACACGCUCACUGCCCUGACUGGCAGCCUGACACACAGCGGCACGGGGGGACAAGCGAGCCAUGAGCGCCCCACGGGAAGAGCCCGAGCUGGACUUCGACUAUCUGUUCGAGUAUGAGUACAACAAGGGCGAGCAGCUGGGCGGGACAGACAGAGAGCACUUUAACUAUGCAUCUUCCAAUUUAAGUGCCAGUCUGUCACUGGGUGUGACGAAUUCUUCAUUAUCCAACCCAUGCCAUGGCCUUCAGUCAUCAAACCCAGUCAUUUCCAUUAUUCCAUCUUCAAGUCAUCCGCCUGGAUAUGGAGGGAAUCUAGACAGUGAGGCCACUGGAUAUUAUCUUUCUCCUAGCAUAAGACCUGUUGGACCCCCAGCAUUAGAAAGUCCCAGAAUUGAGAUCACAUCAUGCUUAGCAAUGCAUCCUAACCAUAACCAGUUUUUUAAUGAACCAGAUAUUGAGGAAGCCAUACCACAAGCAAAGAGAAUACAUUCUACAGCAACUCUGAACUUGCCAAAUGUUGACACUUACCGAGAUCCAUCUUGCUUAAGUCCUGCAAGCAGUUUGUCUUCCAGAAGCUGUAAUUCUGAGGCUUCUUCUUUUGAAUCAAAUUACUCUUAUCCAUUUACUUCCCCGCAGACCUCUCCAUGGCAGUCACCAUGUGUCUCUCCCAAAACCACUGAUCCUGAGGAAGGAUACCAGAGGAGUAUGGUAACCUGCACUUUGCUUAGCUCACCUAGGCAUUCUCCAUCUACAUCACCCAGGACAAGCAUUUCAGAGGAAAAUUGGUUAAAUGCCCCAAGUUCACGCCCCUCUUCUCCAUGCAUCAAAAGAAAAUACAGCCUAAAUGGUCGUCAGACAUCAUACUCACCACACCACUCACCAACUCCAUCUCCUCAUAAUUCCCCACGUGUUAGUGUAACAGAUGAAACCUGGUUGGGAAACACUCAUCAGUAUACCAGUUCUGCUAUAGUUGCAGCAAUCAAUGCCCUUACAACUGACCCAACAGACAUGAAUGAUGGCAUUCCAAUAAAAUCUAGAAAAACAGCAGCAGAUCAUACACCCAACAUGUCUCUUAAGACAGAGCCUGUUUGUGAUGACCAUAGCACGAUGUCAUCAACUAAUGACUUAUCACCAGAUGACUAUUCUGGAUUUCAUCACAUAAGGAAAGGAAAUUUCUGUGAUCAAUAUUUAUCUGUUCCACAGCAAUCCUAUCAGUGGGCCAAACCAAAGAAUAUAUCUCCAACAUCCUAUCUGAGCCCCUCUCUGCCUGCCCUUGACUGGCAUUUGCCAUCCCAAUCAGGGCCAUACGAACUUAGGAUUGAAGUGCAGCCCAAAUCCCACCACAGAGCUCAUUAUGAGACGGAAGGAAGUCGAGGGGCUGUGAAGGCAUCCACAGGAGGACAUCCCAUUGUGCAGCUACACGGUUACUUAGAAAAUGAGCCGCUCACUAUCCAGCUGUUCAUCGGUACUGCAGACGAUCGCCUGCUGCGGCCCCAUGCUUUCUACCAGGUCCAUCGCAUCACCGGCAAGACCGUUUCCACCACAAGCCAUGAAACAAUCAUCUCCAACACCAAGGUCUUGGAAAUCCCACUCCUGCCUGAGAACAAUAUGAGAGCCAUUAUUGAUUGUGCUGGGAUUCUGAAGCUUCGCAAUUCAGACAUCGAACUAAGAAAAGGUGAAACAGAUAUUGGAAGGAAGAAUACAAGAGUCCGCUUAGUGUUCCGUGUUCACAUUCCACAAGCCAAUGGGAGAACUCUUACUCUGCAAGUGGCAUCAAACCCAAUAGAAUGUUCUCAGCGAUCUGCUCAGGAAUUGCCAUUGGUGGAGAAACAGAGCACUGACAACUUUCCAGUGAUUGGUGGGAAAAAAAUGAUAUUGAAUGGACACAACUUCCAUCCAGACUCCAAAGUCAUUUUUGUAGAAAAAGCACCAGAUGGCCAUCAUGUUUGGGAAAUGGAGGCAAAAACUGACAAAGAAAUGUUUAAGCCGAAUACUCUAGUUGUAGAGAUUCCACCUUUCCGCAACCAGAGAAUAUCCAGUCCAGUUCAAGUAAAUUUUUAUGUCUGCAAUGGGAAGAGGAAAAGAAGCCAGUACCAGAUUUUCACCUAUCUGCCAGCCAAUGUUCCAAUUAUAAAAACAGAGCCCACUGAUGAUUAUGAGUCAGCUCAAACCUGUGUCCCAAUGAGCCAAGGAUUAACCCAACUCUCAAAGCCAUACUACAGCCAACAGAUCAUGAUGCCCCCUGAUCCUGGUUCGUGCCUUGUGUCUGGCUUCACUUCCUGUCAGCAAAGAAACACUGUGAUGUCAUCUUCUCCAAUAUCAAGCCCCAAGCUUCAUGACCUGUCUGCAUCUGCCUACAACAAAUGUAUCUCGAAUCCAGGUCAUACUCAGCUAGGACUACAGCAGACCACUGGCGGUGUCCCCACAAUACAAGAAGUGCCACGAUCAAUAGUUGGGCACCCAAGUUCACCUGACCAGUCGUCCCCCAUCAUGCUGCAGCCGCAGGUGAGUCUCCAUCAGAGCAGUAGCUGUCCCCUUGGUUUUCAACAAACAGUAUAUCCCAACAGUCCCUCUUCACCAGUUCCAUCUAUUACCCAAGAGCCAUCAUAUUUGCAGCCCUGCAGUCCAACUCACUCAGCAGUAAUCGGUCAGCCGCAGCACCAACAUCAGAAGGUUCAGAGAAAUGAAUCUCCAAACAGUCAACCACUGUCACUGCCAGAGUUGCAUGAGGACAGUAAUCAUAAUUUGGCCCCUAUUCCUGUAACGAUCAAGCGUGAACCUGAGGAAUUGGAUCAGUUGUACUUGGACGAUGUAAAUGAAAUAAUAAGAAAUGACCUCUCCAGCAACAACAAUGUACAUUCAUAGCUUUGACAAUCGUGGACUUCAAAAUACAAAACAGAAUAUUGCGGAUUGCAGUGAAUUGAAAAUGUUUAUUGGACUCACAGUGUCACAUGGCACACUCUUCUGCCUUAGAACUGAAGUCCAAGUCGCCAACAUUGCUGAUUUGUUGGCUCGUCAAGAGAUUCUCUUUUUGAAGAAUUAUCAUCUCAAGCUAAGCAAGGAGGAAUGAACUGACUGAUCAUGUAUUUUAUGGAAAAUGACUGAAAUACUUGACAAAAGCAGAUGGCCUGGAAGCACGACUGAUCUUUUUGGCACCACUGGAUGCCAGAAGUGCCUUAAAUGUUCAUAUUUGCGGCAUUAGGAUGUUUCAAAUGCUUUCUGUUUGCUACCAAAAAAAGUAUUGUAGGUGCAAAAACAUUAGAGAAAAAACCACAAAGCAACUCCAUCCACUGCUUGCUGUACCAAUGGAGGCAACACGGCUGUGGGAAGAGAGGGGCAGAUAUUAGUACAUGUAAAUGAUAUGACCGAGCUCUGUGGAUGCUGCAAGUAAUAUUGUAUUGCCUUAAUCCCCGCACCUCACACAAGGGACGGGUGAAACACAGUUUUGUGUCUCUUUAUUCUGUACCUAAUUUGUUAUAGAAAAUCCCUUACAAACAGCAUGUUAGAGUAUUAGAAAGGAACCCAACCACAUAGGAGAAAAAAGCACAAUGAUCCUUGGAUAGCUUAGGUGUAUUUUUAGACUACAUAUGCAGCACUAACAUGGUCUAGUAUUUAAAUUGAAGGCAAUAGCCAAUAGCAAUACUUAAUCUCAUAUAGAUCCUAAAAAUAUAGAUUUAUUUUAGAAUGUCGGCUGUUUCUAGACAUGCAGCUUUAUUUAUUCUGUUAAUGCACAGCGGAAAAACAGUGUAUGCAGCCCCUCUGUUUAGUAGACUCUCUGGACUGGGACUUUCUGCUCAGUAAUGACAACAACAGGAAAAUAAUGAAAAAAAUCAUUUUGGGCAGUCUAUAAAUAUAUUUUUAGUUUGGGUUAGUAUAGUAGAAGGAGCCCUAGAGGCAAAAGUUGUACUGUGAUGGUAACCCUGAUUAAAUAUAUCAUACCCAGAGCAUUAACACCGUUUUCAACUACAGGUCCCCGAAUCUUAAGCUAGACUCACUCAGAGGAUGGGGAUAAUGGUUCCUAACAGUCAGAGGGUCACAGAUUUCACAUUCCAACAGUGUAUAUAGAUUUAUGGAUGGAAAUUAUAUGUUCUAAGUCAUUAAAGCAACACUCCUAUUUCCCCAAAGGCAUUGACCACCUAGUAUGAUUGUUUGUUCGCUCUGCCGUCCAUGUGUACUCAGUUAACAGGCUCCGCCCACCUAUAUGGCAUGAUUCUAUUUGAAUGUGACACCUAAUAUUACUGAAUCAGUAAAGGCAAGACCUAACGACAAAGAACAGACUGUGUAGCCGAUACAUGGAACUGAUCUGUUUUGCUGUUCAGUUAAUAGUGUUAAAAAGCCAUUUUACAAAAGAAUUUGGUGGGUCUGCCUGAUACAAAGGAAUUUUGUAUAGGAAAGCAAGCACUUUAGACAAGUUGCAUAAAAAGCACCAAACGAGUAAAUAUAAACUGUACAUAGACAACUAGAUUGUAAAUAUUUGUUUGUUUCCAGGAUUGCUAUUCCACAAAGGCCUUAUUCUGACUCUGUGCUUCUCGUAGGGAAGUCUUACCAAAAACAAUGGCUGAAAAUGCAGUGCUAUGUGAUAUCUGUCCAUAUUAGUUCAUCCAGUUUGGAGUAAUUUGCAGGUAUUUAGUAUGACUCUGCUUGUUGACUAUUGUACAAGUUGCAGCUUAAUAUAUCACUAGUGAUGAAUCUUUACUUUAUAUAACCCAGGGGCAUUCAACCUGCGUCCUUUCUGGUAUUGUUCAAGUAAAACUUCCAGAAUCCCGGCUGUGGGAUGCUGUGAGGGUUAGUUGUACAACAGCUGGAAUACUGAGGGCCGCUUGUCCCUGAUGCAACCAAACUAGCAUGGUCUAAAUAAAAACAUGUACUUGUUGUGCCUUAGUAAUUAAUGCCCUCUUCUGGAAAAAUGCCUGAAUUGCAAACUGAUAGUGAGGUAACUGGCUUAAAUAAAUAUGUGUAUAAUGUCUUAUGUUCUGAAAAACACAAGCCAUAUUUCAGAUUUGCACACGACUGUGAUAAUAUAAACCGACAAUAUGGCUUUAUGUACAAAAUAGGCUGUUAGUUAUUGGAAUAACUUUUUAUUUCUCACGUGUAAUCAAGGAUGUUUACCCAUUACAUAGUACUAUAGAAUGUGCAUGAUGUAUGUAUAAUAGUUUACCAAGUAGAUAAUUCAGUGGUCAAAGAUGAAGCUUGCUGGCUAUUCCUGAACAAUAUCCAAUAAAGCAAUAUUUUGGAGCCAGUA